AUGACUUUCGUCACCACAGAGCAAUACAUGAUGUAUCACAAAGCCAUUGUCUUCGAAGAUUUUGAUAUUGCAACAAAAAUCAUGAAGGAGAAGAGCCCCAAAAAGCAGAAGGGGUUGGGAAGGAAAGUUGCAAAUUUCAGCAAUGAAAUAUGGGAUACGCACAAAGAACGGGUUGUGGAGGAUGGUAAUUGGUACAAGUUCACGCAGGGCAAGGAGAAUCCGGAGGAGAUAAAAAAGGCGCUCCUGAAUACUGGUAGGAGAAAACUCGUCGAGGCUUCACCAUUUGAUCGAAUCUGGGGUAUCGGGUUUGGUGCUAACAAUGCGGGGGCGAACAAAGACAAGUGGGGACAGAAUUUGCUCGGUAAGGCUUUGAUGCGGGUGCGAGAUAGGAUUCGAAAGGAAUCUGAAGAAGCUCAUGCUGUGAAGGAGUGA
Molecule: messenger RNA, 432 nt
Organism: Bacidia gigantensis
Lineage: Eukaryota; Fungi; Ascomycota; Lecanoromycetes; Lecanorales; Ramalinaceae
Exons: 2
Coding region: 1-432 (143 amino acids)
Source: RefSeq, a predicted model, not a curated record